Lentinula edodes (shiitake mushroom) is the source of this 723-nucleotide messenger RNA. RefSeq lists its product as uncharacterized. Bases 1 to 723 code for a protein of 240 amino acids. NCBI's taxonomy places the organism in Eukaryota, Fungi, Basidiomycota, Agaricomycetes, Agaricales, Omphalotaceae. The record is from RefSeq and is a predicted model, not a curated record. The transcript has 3 exons.
AUGUCUUCCUCCAUCGAAUCAGGAAAGAUUUUCAACGUCGUUGAGCCUACAGGCGCAGACGCCGCUAGAGCUGAGACUACCGCAGCGCAGGCUCAAGCUGAAGCACCAACGCACGCGGCUGCAAGAGUCAUAGAACACAAUGCUGAGCAGGUUCAGGGAGUAGCUGAGAGUGCCGCGUUAGCUGCAAAGUCGUUAGGCAAAGAGUUUACCGGUGAACCACCUUCUGCUGCAGACCAACUGCAAGCAAAAACCAACUCCGCCGUUGCGCAGGGACAGGCCGAUGUCGAGACCGCCAAAGUCCAAGGUCAAAGCUACCUGGAUCAGGCGAAGAGUCUCGCAGGAAGUGCACUAGCCACCGCACAAUCGUAUCUUCCCAACUCUAACCCCGUCACUCAUCCAUCCACCGGCGGCAGUACUGCCGCGACAGAUACACUCGCACAGAUACAAGCAGGCGCAGCUACUGCGUUAGCUACAGGGAAGGAAUAUCUCGAUUCAGCUCAAACUGCUGCUCAACCACAUAUCGAGCGUGCUGUGGAGGCUGCCCAGCCGCAUAUAAACAGAGUGUCGGAGGCAGCGAGCAAUUAUAUGAACAAUGUGGGCGGCGAAACUGACACCAGUUCUUCUGUACCACCGAAAAUUCCUGCGACAAGCGCACCACUAGAGAGCGGACCACAUACGGUAGAAACACCGUAUCCGAGUACCACAACGAAAGUCGGGGAGUAA